GAGAGAAAGAAAUAUAUUAUGAAGGUGGCUGUCAAAUUAUCUGUCAUCAUUACAUACAGUUUAUUUUGUGCAAGAUAGGUCACCGUUUUAAUGGAAAAUAAUGCCAGUUAAAGUUGAUAUAACUCCACCUCCCCCUGCAAACUCAAAACAACCCGGUGUAACAAAGUCAUUACUAUAUAACGGAUCAAAAUUUCACGGUCAUCAAGCAUCCAAAGGAAACUCUUAUGAAGUUGAAGUAGUUUUACAGCAUGUUGAUGAGGAAAAUUCAUACCUUUGUGGCUAUCUUAAGAUUAAGGGACUAACAGAAGAAUUUCCGACACUAACCACGUUUUUUGAUGGCGAAAUUAUAUCAGCAAAAUAUCCCUUUCUCACAAGAAAAUGGGACGCUGAUGAGGAUGUUGACAGAAAACAUUGGAGUAAAUUUGACCUAUUUGUACCAUACUUGAAGACAUUUAAUUCCGAUUCAUUUGACUAUGACACUCUUGAAAAAGCGGAUUAUGUAUUUAUGAGAUGGAAAGAACAUUUUCUUGUGCCGGACCAUACAAUAAAAGAUAUAAAUGGUGCUUCAUUUGCUGGUUUCUAUUACAUAUGCUUCCAUAAGUCUGCUGCCACAAUAGAGGGUUACUACUACCAUAGAAGUUCUGAAUGGUAUCAAUCUUUGACUUUAAGUCAUGUCCCGGAACACAGCAUCCAAAUUUAUGAGUUCAGAUGAAAUCACAAAAUGGAAACUUUCAAAUUUGGAUGGAUAUUUGUUUCCGAUAGUACUUACAUAUUAUUAAGUUGUAAUUUCAUGAUAUAUUCAAAAAGACAAAGUAUCAAUGUUAAGUUUGUGUCCAAACUAGAGGCUGGGUGAUAAAAUAGAGAUUAUACUCUGAACAAAAAACCCAGUAAAUAUUUCCGAUAUUCUUCUUUACAAUAAAUUUCAAGCUGUUCUUGCAUAUACUUCAGGUAGAAAAUUGAUAGGCAUAUUAAGCAUCUUUUAAAUGUCACUGAGCAAUGCAAUGCCAUGCUAAAAAUUUUUUUUAAGCAUAAGGCUACCCUAAGUAGUGAAAUUUUUGUGUCACCAAGAUAUCUUAAGUAUUGUCAUUGUGAUAUUUUGUACAAAAUAUUUACUCAUAAGGUUAAUGCUUAGUUUUGUAAAAUGUUGCCACUAAAUACUAGAAUAUA
Papilio xuthus (Asian swallowtail) is the source of this 1167-nucleotide messenger RNA. RefSeq names its product glucose-induced degradation protein 4 homolog. The coding region runs from base 101 to 712 and encodes 203 amino acids. Lineage: Eukaryota; Metazoa; Arthropoda; Insecta; Lepidoptera; Papilionidae. The record is from RefSeq and is a predicted model, not a curated record. The transcript is spliced from 4 exons. Gene Ontology annotation, cellular component: GID complex. Gene Ontology annotation, biological process: negative regulation of gluconeogenesis; protein catabolic process in the vacuole; protein targeting to vacuole.